AUGUCCUGCGACUUCGUUUACCAGUCUCGGAUGUACCGCGACGCUGUUAAAACCCGUGCCCGCUCCAAAAUUCAUCAAAAAUCCUGAAUACAUUUCGAUUUUGCUAUUAGCAUUCGACACGCGCUCCUCGUCCUAGGCCGUCCGCCGCACGCCACUGACACAUUUCUGCGGCUACGCGCGUUUAUUGAAUUUAGAACAGUUAUUGUUUUUCUUUUUUCAAAUCGGUGCAUUGGAAACAUUUUUGUGACUGACACGUGUUCUAGGAAUCUGUGGUUCAUUAGGAAGACAUUUUUUUUUAAACCAUGAAGAUGGACCUAAAAAGGCGCAGUGAACCUUCGUUUCUCACUUUUUGGAUAUUCCUUUUACAAAUGUUAGGUAGCGCCCGCCGCGGUGCAGAAGGCCACGGGAGGCUCAUGGACCCACCAGCGAGGAACUCUAUGUGGCGGUUCGGUUUCCCUAACCCGGUCAAUUAUAAUGACAAUGAGCUGUUCUGUGGAGGAUAUGCCGUCCAGUGGGAGCAGAACCAGGGGCGGUGCGGAGUGUGCGGGGACGCCGAUAACCUGGCGGAGCCCAGACCUCAUGAGGCGGGCGGCAUGUACGGGAAAGGCAUUAUAACCAGGCAUUAUAGUGUUGGCCAGGAAAUAGAAGUAGAAAUCGAGUUAACGGCAAACCACUUGGGCACAUUCGUAAUGAAGUUGUGUCCCAAUAACAACCCCAAACAAGAAGCGACACAGGAAUGCUUCGACAGAUAUCCCCUAUACGUAGCUGGCACGCGAGAGGACAGGUUCCUCAUACCUCUAGACACGGCGAAGAAGGAAGUCUUUAGAUAUAGAGUGCGACUGCCUCCUUAUAUCACGUGUACACAGUGUGUUCUACAGUGGACUUAUUACACAGGUAACAUGUGGGGCAUUUGUCCCAACGGCACGGAGGCGGUCGGAUGCGGGAGGUCAGAGACCUUCCGGAACUGUGCUGACGUCAGCAUUGUGACCAGCACGGGUGGUCUACCGCCGGCUUUCGCUGGCGACCUCAGGAGGGAUAACCCCUUCCUGCUCUACUACAGAGACUAUAGUAUGCCACAGAAUGUGUUCCCACUUGUUGUCAGGGACCAGGUUUGUUUGCCAUCUGAUGGCUACCGUGUAAUCCCGGGAAUGCAAAACUGGUGCCAAACCAACUGCCUCCGCUACCCGCCCAACUGUCCCGACGCACUGUGCCACUGUCCGCAAGUGUGUGAAGCUAUCGGCGAGUUACAAGGCAAAGAAGGUGCCGACGUGCACUGCAUGGACCUCUGCAUCGUGUACCCUCCUCGCUGUCCCAAGAACAAAUGCUUAUGUUACUGAGGAAAUAUUUAGAGCUAUUGCGCAUAUCUAUAUAUACUGGUCAUUUUACGUGCAGUUAUAAUAGGACAAUAGAUAACUUCCAAUGCAGUUUUGAUUUCGUUGACUUAAUGUCUUUCAAAAUCCGACAAUAUUAUAUCACAAACCUUCGGUGGGCUUUUAAAUCUACAAAUUUAUAUGUACCAUUUUCUAUUUGUUACCUUCUGUUUAAAUUUAUAUAAUAUAUUAUUGCGUAAGUAAUUAGUAGGGAUCUUAAAUAAGUAUACUCGUUGAGAAUGUCGCGCACAAACAUGUUAGAAAAAUCACGUAAAAAGCGCUUUCUGGCAAUAUCAAAUAAUAAAAAAAUGUAAUAACAUUUGGUUUUUAAAACAGCAAUCCAAUUUAAUAAAGUCUAGUGUAUAGGUAGGUACCUAAUUUAAGUUGCCUGGCUGUUUUUAAGUAAAUACUCAAAAUUAUAACGAAUUUAAAUAAAUGUACAGUUGUAUAUAUCGUAUUAACAUAUUAUAUUUGUAAAUAUAUAAUUAUCCCUCGUGGGUUAUUGUACAAUUCUGCCAUAUUAUUUUAAUAUAAUUGGUGCCAGAUUUAAUAUUAUUUUGUAAAAAUAAACGUUUUAUAACA
Messenger RNA from Zerene cesonia (dogface butterfly), 1952 nucleotides. RefSeq lists its product as uncharacterized. The record is from RefSeq and is a predicted model, not a curated record. The transcript has 9 exons. The coding region runs from base 303 to 1337 and encodes 344 amino acids. NCBI's taxonomy places the organism in Eukaryota, Metazoa, Arthropoda, Insecta, Lepidoptera, Pieridae.